Wyeomyia smithii (pitcher-plant mosquito) is the source of this 1833-nucleotide messenger RNA. RefSeq lists its product as uncharacterized. The coding region runs from base 1 to 1833 and encodes 610 amino acids. Lineage: Eukaryota; Metazoa; Arthropoda; Insecta; Diptera; Culicidae. The transcript has a single exon. The record is from RefSeq and is a predicted model, not a curated record.
AUGCUUGUACCUCUGAUGUCCGUUUUAAUCGGUUUUCGAGAGCGCAGAAUCGCUUUUGGUGGUGAUGUGCGUGAAAUGUAUCACCAGCUCAAAAUGAUCGUUCAAGAUAAGCGCUUUUUACGAUUCCUCUUCCGCAAAAACCCUCAAGAUCCUCCAAGUGUCUAUAUCAUGGAUGUUGCCACUUUUGGGUCGACAAGUUCUCCUUGUUCAGCCCAGUUUGUGAAGAACCGGAAUGCGGAGGAGUUCGCCGGAAAAUAUCCGGAAGCAGCGGCGGCAAUGAUACAUCGCCAUUACGUCGACGAUUACUUCGACAGCGUCGAUACUGUUGAAGAAGCCAUAGAUCGAGCGAAGCAGGUGCGGUACAUUCAUCAACGAGGUGGGUUCGAGAUUCGUUCACUUACGUCGGUCCACUUCACCCAGGAUAAAACGACGAUGCAGGAACGCGUGCUGGGAAUUAAGUGGAACCAGGCCGGUGAUGAAUUUUCCUUCUCCACACAGCUUCGUGACGAGCUUCUUCCUUAUUUGCAUGGAGACAAACGACCUACUAAACGAACAGUACUCAGCUGCGUCAUGAGCUUUUUCGAUCCGCUGGGCAUGCUUUCACCAUUCACCAUUCACGGGAAGAUCCUUGUCCAACAUCUAUGGCGAAGCGGCUGUGACUGGGACGAAGAGAUUGGGAGCGACUGCUGGGACAUGUGGAAGCGUUGGAUAGGCUUGUUGUCGGACGUAGAGAAUAUUCGCGUCCCCCGUUGCUAUCUCGGAGACGUUUUAUCUUCUAAGGUCGAAUCGAUUGAACUGCAUGUCUUCACCGAUGCCAGCGAACAUGCAUAUGGAUGUGUCGCGUACUUGCGUGUCGUAGUCGAAGGAGUGGUGCGGUGCAGUCUGGUCAUGUCUCGGUCCAAGGUAGCCCCGCUGAAACGCCAAUCGAUCCCCCGGCUGGAGCUGAUGGCCGGUGUCUUGGGUGCACGGUUGAGUGAAACUAUCUUCACAACGCACACUCUCAAAAUCGACCAGUGUUAUUUCUGGACAGACUCCAGAACCGUGAGCAGUUGGAUCCGCUCGGAUCAGCACAAAUUCAAACAAUUUGUCGCAUUUAGGAUCGGAGAAAUUCUGGAGCUGACACGGGCACCAGAUUGGCGGUGGAUCUCAACAAAGCUCAACAUAGCCGAUGUUUUGACCAAAUGGAGUCGAGACCCGAUUCUGCAAAGCGAUAGUGAAUGGUUCACUGGCCCUUCUUUCCUGUACCAGUCAAAAGAUCAAUGGCCGAUUACCGACACGCAGAUUGAUGAUACGAUCGAGGAAGCAAGAGGGUCUGUAAUGUUUCACGAAGUGAUCACAGACAAAAGAUGUUCCCGGUGGACUACGUUGUUAAGGGGAACAGCAUACGCAUUGCGCUUCAUAAGCAACUGCUUUCGCAGGAAAAAUAGCGUACCGAUCAUCACGACGAAGGCGACAGAGAAGCAACUGCAGCUGAUCAAAGCUCGGCGUUCUUCGGUCCAAAAACCCCUUAGCCAGGAGAAAUUAGCGAAGGCCGAGAUCGUUCUGUGGAAACAAGCGCAGUUCGAUGAGUUUCCAGACGAAAUGAGUAUACUGAUGACGAACCUUGAACUAAAGCCGGGACAGGAACCCGAAAAGAUAGGUAAAUCCAGUAGCAUCUACAAGCUCACACCAAUCCUGGAUCAGGACGGUGUUCUGCGAAUGGGCGGUCGAAUUGAAACGUCGACUGACAUACCGUUCGAUAAGAGAUUUCCCAUCAUCUUACCGCGGAAGCAUGGGCUGACCGGGAAAUUGAUUCAAUUUUAUCAUGCGAACUUCGGACACGCUAAUAAGUAG